Molecule: messenger RNA, 682 nt
Organism: Humulus lupulus (European hop)
Lineage: Eukaryota; Viridiplantae; Streptophyta; Magnoliopsida; Rosales; Cannabaceae
Product: alpha-mannosidase At3g26720-like
Exons: 4
Coding region: 1-258 (85 amino acids)
Biological process (GO): mannose metabolic process
Molecular function (GO): carbohydrate binding; alpha-mannosidase activity
Source: RefSeq, a predicted model, not a curated record
AUGGUUCGAGGUCCGAUUGGACCUAUACCUGUGGAUGAUAACAUAGGAAAAGAAAUCACUACUCAAAUUACAACAGCCUUAAAGACUAAUGGAACAUUCUACACAGAUUCUAACAGACGUGACUUCAUUAAGAGGAUUAAUCUUGGAAUAUACAUGCAAGACAGUAUCUCAGAACUGUCAGUGUUGGUUGACCGUUCAGUUGGGGGAUCCAGUUUAGUGGAUGCUCAGAUAGAGCUUAUGCUCCACAGAUUGAUGUAGGCAUUGGAUCUUCAUCAUUUGCAAAAUCACAGGGCCCGGAAUGACUCAUUGAUAGUGGAUGUUUGCCAGGUGAGUGGGAAUUAAAGUCUUCUUUCUUGAAAGCUAUAUUUCUUCUUUCCUUGAACCAUAAGCAUUUAUUUUUUCCUGUACUGGUACAAAAGUAUUUUCUUCUCUUACAAUGUUUAUAUGUUAAUGGUCAGGGUCAAUAUAAUUCGACACUGGUUUGCCCAGCAUGUGGAAAGAUUUCAAUCACUUUUGAUCCCUUCAUGUAUUUGUCGUUGCCGCUACCUUCAACUGCAACUCGGCAAAUAACUGUGACUGUGUUUUACAGCGAUGGAAGUGGUCUUCCUAUGCUAUACACUGUUAGUUUGCUAAAGCAAGGUUGCUGUAAAGAUCUUAGUGAACAACUAAGUAAUGCUUGUUG